UAAUAUUUAUCCAAAGUGUUACAAUCAUCCUACUUGAUGCCAAAGACGCCAAAAUUUUCGUUUUUCACUGGGUUUCAGAAUUUUGUUGGAAAAAGAUGGCUGAGCACGAAGAGAAGCACGAGGAAUCGUUGAUGGAGAAGACAGCGGAGAAGAUCCGCGUCCAUGAUUCAUCGUCAUCAUCGUUGGAUUCCGAUGGCCAUCAGCCUUCAACAUCGUUGAUCAAGGCCAAGUUCUUCCGUCUCUUUGGAAGAGAAAGGCCCGUCCACCUCGUUUUCGAUGGAGGCAAAGGAGCCCUUGGUGUUGCAACUGUGAUAUGGGUUUUGUUUGAAUUGCUCGAAUACCACCUUCUCGCUCUAGUGUAUCUCUUGUUGAUAAUUGCUCUUUCGUUACUCUUCUUGUGGUCAAAUGCUACUACCUUCAUAAAAAGGUCUCCACCACGCAUUCCUGAAGUUCAAAUCCCAAAGGACGCUUUUGUAGAGUUCGCCCAAGCACUUAGGUUUGAGAUUAACUGGGAUUUUGCUGUCGUGCGGGAUAUCACAUCAGGAAGAGAUCUUAAGAAGUUCCUCUCUCUCAUUUUGCCCAUCGUGGAGGUGGGAGUAAAGUGCUUUGACCUUGGCCUUCCAUACCGGCUGCUCCUGAUGACAAAGUUACAAUUGAAAGUGCAGAAGCUACCCUUAACCAUCAAGUGUGCUACGAUCAUUCCAGAUGAAGCUGGUGUUAAGGAGUUUAACUUGAAGCAGAUGUGGAAGAGUCCUAAUGGAACAAUUUGGAACAUUUGGAUUGGCAGUGUGUUUAGAGAAGCAAUUAUUUGCAAAAAUGCCCCCCAACUGGUCCCAGGUUGGACAAAGCCCAUAUGCAUUGGAAGGCAAGCCUUUGGUGAUCAAUAUCAAGUAAUUGACAUUGUCAUCAAAGAAGCUGGGAAACUUAAACUUGUUUUUGAGGGACAAUAUGUGAAGACAGAGUUCAAAGUCUUAAACUUCACUGGUGAUGGAGGAGUUUCAUUGGCAAUGUAUGACACAGAUGAGAUUACCAAUCGAAUGACAAACAGCAAGACCUUCUUGUCCUGUGAAAUUGAAAUGUUUGAGAAAGACAUGUCAACUUUGUCAUUGCCAUUGAUGAAGGGUGUGGAAGAAACAAGCAAGGUCCUGGUGAAGGUGCCCAAGGUGGUUCCCUGGCUUUGCAGGGUCAUCCAAGAAGGAAGGGUGGUUUCCAUUGGAAGAAAGAUAAAGGAAUCUGUUUCCAGCCUCAUUUUAUGCUCUUAUAAGAGCAUGACCCAUGAAUUUGCUAAAGAAGCUGAAGUGUUCAAUGCAAAACCUAUUAUAAAGUUCAAUUUCAAAGUCUGCCUUAUGCUGCUUCUGGUGCUUACAACUGGGACAAGAGGUGUUGGAAGUGAAGAUAUUGGAAGCACACUAAUCCCCAGGAACACAGCAAUGAACUCUCUUCUGGUCAACAAAAAUCUUAGAGGCCAUAAACUCAGUGAAAGACGAGAGAUGGUAGGCACAGAAGCUGCUGCAAUGAAUGAUAGUAUCAACUACAAGCCAUUUCAAGGGAACUCUCCACCAAACAACCCAGUGGGCAAGCAAGCCAAUCCUUAUAAGAGACCUUGUAACCCGGGUGAAUAUUGCCGUCAAGGUAAAACAGGAAAGAAAAAGGGUUAAUGCUCCUGAAUUAUAGUGAAAUGUUCAAUCUAGUAUUUGAACUUUAAAAUUUUUCAUAUGGUCUUAACUAUGAAUUUGUUCAUUAAUAUAAUACUCAUCUCUAUCAUAGUUAGCUUCAAUGAUGAUACGUGACAUACAAACAACUCUUUAAGUACUACAUUAAUUAAUAAAUUCAUAAAUUAAGUAUCAUAUUAGAGAGUUUUAAAGUUAAAAUAUUGCAUUGGAUAUUUCACUAUAGUUGAGGGGUCAUUCAUAACAUUAUAAAAACUAGCACUGUAUCUGAUAAAAACGGCAUGAAUUCCCCAGGGUUGAACCCUUCUUUGAGUUCCAGUGGUUUCUUAUAUAUUUUUCUGUCCAUUAGUUGUAAUAAGGACAAUUUAAUGUCAGUUUCAAAAUGUUUAUCAUAUGAAUAAGUACUUUUAAGUUAAACAAGGAAAAGACUUAUAGCUGGAAAGCAUAU
Molecule: messenger RNA, 2118 nt
Organism: Durio zibethinus
Lineage: Eukaryota; Viridiplantae; Streptophyta; Magnoliopsida; Malvales; Malvaceae
Source: RefSeq, a predicted model, not a curated record